Messenger RNA from Esox lucius (northern pike), 1783 nucleotides. It is a transcript of the gene serpine1, whose product is annotated as serpin peptidase inhibitor, clade E (nexin, plasminogen activator inhibitor type 1), member 1. The transcript has 8 exons. Gene Ontology annotation, molecular function: serine-type endopeptidase inhibitor activity. Gene Ontology annotation, biological process: negative regulation of vascular wound healing; negative regulation of plasminogen activation; negative regulation of endopeptidase activity. The record is from RefSeq and is a predicted model, not a curated record. Lineage: Eukaryota; Metazoa; Chordata; Actinopteri; Esociformes; Esocidae. Bases 145 to 1320 code for a protein of 391 amino acids.
CACAGGUUGUUUCACUUUUAACCCUGGCGAAAGGCUGAACUACAACUACAACCUACAACUAUUACACUCAAGUAACCACGCAGCUACUUUCUCAGGAUCAAGCUAAUCUUCAUCUGAAUCUCUCAACACUUCACAACUUUAAGAAUGCUGUCUCUGUUCGUGUGCUUCUUUCUCUACGCCUCUGGAGCUGCCCUCUCUAAACUCCAGGAGAAACAGACAGACUUUGGAAUGCAGGUCUUCUCCCAGAUGGCCCUGACCACCCGAGACUCUAACCUAGCCCUUUCCCCCUUCGGAGUGGCCUCCGUUCUGGGCAUGGCUCAGUUGGGUGCCGCAGGCGAAACCCUGAAAACACUGAAUUCCAAAAUGGGCUUCACUCUAGAAGAGCACGGGAUGGCCCGUCAGCAGCGCCUGCUCCAGCGGGACAUUGCUAGCACGGAGGGAGUGGAGCUGGCCAGCGGGGUGAUGGUGGAGAGGAAGAUGGUCCUGGAGAAAGGUUUCAGGAAAGGUCUGCGGAAAGCAUUCCAGGCCUUCCCUCACCAGCUGGACUUUUCCAAGCCCUACCAGGCCUUGGACAUCAUCAAUGCCUGGGUCUCCGACCACACCGCAGGUAACAUCCCUUCAUUCCUGUCAUCGGAUGCACUGACUGACGAAACACGCAUGGUCCUGCUGAGUGCUCUGCACUUCCAGGGGUUAUGGAAGGUGCCCUUUGACCCCAAGAUGACACAGGAGAGGCUGUUCCAGUGUGCCAACGGCAGCUCAGUGACCGUUCCAAUGAUGAGGCAGACAAACCGCUUCAAAUAUGGUGAGUUCGUGACCCCUGACGGUGUGGACUACGACGUUAUCAGCGUUCCUUACGAGGGCGAUGCCCUGAGCAUGCUGCUAGUCGUCCCGUUUGAGCGCGACACGCCGGUGAGCGCGCUCGUCGGCGAGCUGACCAGCCGGCGCCUGCAGCAGUGGAGGGAGGAGAUGAGGAGUGUCAAGCGUCAACUGGCCCUGCCCAGGUUCACCCUCGACUCCGAGGUGGAUCUCAAAACCCCCCUGACCAGUAUGGGAUUGGGGAACAUGUUCAACCUGGCUAAGGCAGACUUUACCCGUAUCACCACUGAGGAAAGGCUCAGUGUGUCCAAGGUUCUGCAGAAGGUCAAGAUAGAGUUGAAUGAAGAGGGGACCAAAGGAUCAUCAGUCACAAGUGCUAUCAUGUUCUCUCGUAUGGCUGUAGAAGAAAUCACCCUGGACAGGCCAUUUCUUUUCCUCAUCCAACACAACUCCACAGGUGCUGUUCUGUUCAUGGGUCAAGUCAACCAACCCAAUCAAAGCUAAUCAAAUGUAAGGAAACCCUGAAAAACCAACUGAUACACAAUGACCAUGAAACACUCCUAUCAUUCCACUGGCAGGGGUAACUGUCAAUCUACAUGCUACUGAGAUCACCCCUGAAUAAUGAAAUAAUUUAUAUGACCUGAACAAUAACUACUCCUAAAAAUCAUACAUAACCACAUAUUACCAAAAAGAUGAGAAUGCCUUCAUUUUUAUGAGAUGUGAAAGUUGAUAUCUGUUAAUUGCUCUGGUGGGAUGUAUUUUGUAUUAUAUUUAUUUAAUGUGAGCAAUGGUAUGACUGAAUGACUGAAAUGUUCAAGGGAGAGAUUUUGAAUUAGAUCUGAACGGAUUUAUGUAUUUUUAUUAUGCUGUUCAAUUUUGUUUACACUCUGUAAUGGUCUGUUUGCUCAAACAGUUGUAUUUUUGUAGCAUUUCAAAUAUAUAUUUAUUAAAAUUAUAGCUUUUUUAA